ACGGGUCAUUUUCUGAACAAUUGUCUUUAUCGUUUGUUUUAAAGUUUUAUUAUUUAAGUCCCUUUAGUGAACAAACAUUAGUAAAACGGACGGAAUGGACGACGAUUUACCUACCGACUUCCAGGUCAUCGUCGUUGGAACUGGUAUGGUGGAGUCAAUUGUAGCAGCAGCCUGCAGCAGAAUAGGGAAGAAUGUGCUUCACCUAGACUCUAGCGACCACUAUGGUGGGCUCUGGGCAUCUUACAAUUUCGAUGGGCUGCAGAAAUUCAUCAAAGAAGUCAAUGCUGAUCCUAAGCGUCAGCAACAGGUCUACAAUGUGUCUGAAAACUGGUAUAUUGAAAAGGAUGCACCACAAGAAGAAGAAAAGAAAGAGGAAGGGGAAGCAUCAAAAGAGCCAGCCAAGAAAGUUUGGAGCCAAGCGAGCUUUGCGGCCGAGUACAGGAAGUUCAACAUUGACAUGACUCCCAAGCUGCUGUUCUCGCGCGGGCCGCUGGUGGAGCUGCUCAUCUCGUCCAACAUCGCGCGCUACGCGGAGUUCCGCUGCGUGACGCGCGUUCUCACGUGGCUGGACGGCAAGCUGGCGCCCGUGCCGUGCUCACGCGCCGACGUGUUCGCCACCGAGGCCGUCGGGAUCGUCGAGAAGCGGCAGCUCAUGAAGAUGCUUACCUCAAUCGUCGGGUAUAAUGAGGAGGAGAUGAACAACGAGUUUAAAGACUGGAACGACAAGACGUUCAAGGAGUAUCUGACCCACAAGGGUCUGACGCCGUCUCUGAUCCACUACGUGUUGUUCGCGAUCGCGGGCGGCGACAACAACAUGCCGUGCCUCGAGGGCGUGCGCGAGUGCAAGAAGUUCCUGAUGAGCCUGGGCCGUUACGGGAACACGCCCUUCCUCUGGCCCAUGUACGGCAGCGGCGAACUGCCUCAGUGCUUCUGCAGAUUGUGCGCGGUAUUCGGCGGCGUGUAUUGCCUGAAUCGGCCCAUUGACAAGGUGGAGUCGAAGACGGUAGACGAAGGCAAGACGCAAGUCACCAUCGCCAGCAAGUCCAAGACGCUGAACUGCGACCACCUCGUCAUCGGCAUUAACGACUGCCCUAAGGAACUUCUCUCCGACGAACCGGGAGAACGCUGCGACAUCUCCAAGGGCGUGUUCAUCACGAACGCGUCCAUGCUGGCGAGCGAGAAGGAGCCGCUGACGCUGCUGCGCUUCCCGCCGCUCGACGGCUCGCAGCACGCCGUCACCGUGCUCGAGGUGGGGCCCGCCACCGGCUCCUGCCCCAAGGGACUGUUCGUGGUAUACUUCAUCACGAACAAGGUGAAGGACGCGGAGAGCGACCUCAUGCCGUACGCCGAAAAGAUCUUCCACAUGGGCCCCGGCGAGUCCUCCGACGACAGACCUAAGUGCCUGUGGUCGCUGCUGUGCAACGUGGCGGACACUAGCGCGGGCGCGGCGAGCGGCGCGGCCGGCGUGCACGUGUGCGCCGGGCCCGACGCCGGCCUCGACUUCGAUCGCGCCGUGCACCAGGCGGAGCAGAUCUUCAAGCAGAUAUGCCCGGGCGCGGAGUUCCUGCCGCGCGCGCCCGACCCGGAGGAGAUCGUGUUCGAGGACGGCGCCGCGCCCGGGCCCGAGUUCGAGCGCGGCGGGGAGGACGACAAGCAGUAGCCGCGCCCGCCGGGGCAGAGGCCGAGGCAGAGGCCGAGGCAGAGGCAGAGGCCGAGGCAGAGGCAGAGGCCGAGGCCGAGGCGGCGGCUCGCUUCCGGUUGUGCCGUUAUCGACGACGUUCUCCGUUUUGUUAUCAAGAAGUUCUCGCUCGAGAAUCCCCCGUUGUUCUCAUAAAUAUUUCUCAUAGUAAACUGAGAACGUUCUCGAGAACGGCCCGACUAAUCCCGCUGGCGUGUUUGUGUCGCCCGCAUGUGGCGGUCCGUGAGAUUUGCAAAUUAGUAAUUACCUUCGGAUUAUUCAGUACCCGAUCUCACAUGUGUUCGUGUUAGACAGAAUCUCGAUUUGAAGAAUGUUAGAUCGCUUAGGAUUUUUAAGUCGUAGAAAACUUGUGGAUUCUUUUAAACAAAAGAUAAAACAAACCUCAGAUCUUCUAUAGGUACAUAAACCUUUAUAAAAAAUAAAAUAAUUUUGACAAGUUUUCUACGUAAUGCUAAUUCUACGCCGUCACAUAAAAGAUACUGGAGAAAUGGGACAUUAUUCUUAACCAAUUCUAAGGAUCAUUCUAAACCGAAGGACUGUCCGACAUCUCAUAGAUUGUAUAGCACUAAAAGCACUGGCAGAUUGUAUGGCUUGAAAGCGCAUUAAACUGGUUACACAGUGGAAAUUGCAGAGGUAAAUUUCUCAAUGUUGGAAACUUUUCCGAUGGUACAUUAGUAGUUACAGUUCCAACAUUCUCAACUUUGUCAAACUUAAAUUCAUACAAACUUAUUGUAGGUAUAUUACCAGUAGCCCAAUUUUAAUUUUGACGUACGAUUAUUACUUGGUGGGACGUGGGACUAAUAAAUGUUAGUUUCCUUAAUUAUGAAAACAAAUGAUCUCUAUUACUAAUUCUUAUAGUUCAUUUGACCAGUGGCUUUUUGACUUUAUUGUUAAACAAAAAAAAAUGAGGCUAAACCAUGUGCUCCGAAAAAGGGUAGGUAUUCGAAACAGCUUAUUCUUUUAUCUUACAAGUUAUUAAGUAGGUAUUGUAUUACAAUUUUUAAGUUUUUUUCUCGGAGGGCAUGCCUAAUAUUUAUAUCAAUUGGCUGUUUUAUUAUUAUUAUAAGUAAAAAGUUAAUUUUAUACGAACUUGACUUUAGGAAUUACGCCUCGACUAACAGCUCUCACAAGGCAGACAGGUAUUGGUUGUAUUCUAAGAAAUAUUUAUAUCAAGAGUGAAUUGUUAAACGACAUAAACACAACAGCGGGCGCGCAGUACGUUUGAGCGUAACCCAGUUCGGUUCCAAUUCUGGUAUUUUUAAUACAUUGAUACGCUCAAGGGUGCUGACCACGAGUAUAAUUAAGGUAUAAAUAAUCUCGGUAAGAUUUUUAAGGCUUUCAAUGCUUUUCUUGAUGCAUUCCGACUGGUGCGUUAGGUGGCCGGCGGCGCGCUACGCAAGCUUAGCUAAGCAACAUUUGAGCAACAUUGGGUUGAACAACAUUUUAAGACAAAAUAAUAGCUUGAAUUAGGUACUUAUUUCGACAAUGACUUAUAUACAAAGCACUUGCUUUGUUUUUGUCAACAUUUUCACAUAAAUUCGUGUAGCAUUGCAUCUCUUUCUUCAGUACUUAUAGAAAGACAAAAAAGAUGCAGUCGUAUUCGGCACCACGAAUAUUUUGCAAAAUAGUGGGUUGCGCGCCGCGUUGAGACUUGAUAGAAUUAUUGUAGACUGAUUUAAGUACCAAGUUUACUGCGACAAAAAAAAGAGAUACAAUUUGGUUGCGACGGCUAGGCAUCCGCCUAUAUCGUCUAUAGGUUAUCGGCUUUUUAUCGCAUUUAUGAAAAUGUUAACUCCCAAUUGAGUCAAUCAAACGCGGAUUCGCGAGUUGCAAUGCCAAGGAGAGGAUUGUCAGUGUGAUGUACCUACGCCCGAGGGACUCCACGAGUCCACGACUCGCUGUCUCUUGAGCGGUAGGUUUGGCGGAGGCUUUAAUUUAUGUUUACGGGUGACUGGUAAAUGAAACAGUAUUUAAAGUGGCGACGCAGGGUGAAGCGGGAAAUUGGCUAGGUUAUCUUGAUUCGAAAUAGCAAGAUGAACAUGUAGCAACUAUAAAAGUAUUUAUACCUAAUGUUGAAUCGCAGUCGCAACAUGAACUUCAGUAUAGUCAGCAUCAGAUGUUGCUAAACGGGCGAGAUACUCAAAAUUACCUGAGCUUAACUUUAUUGUUUAGUGUGUGCAGAAAAUCUUGACUGUCUCGCCCGCUAUCGAUAGCGGCUUUGAUGCUGACUGUACGCUAACGAAAUAAUGAAAUACAAUUUUUAGAUAUUAUUUUUAAGCGUUAUUUAUUCUAAAUACUGCAAAAGUGUUUAUUUAUAGUUUAGUCUUAUCAAUAUUGAUAGCACCUACCAUCGACAACAUAGUUUUGAGUCAGUGUUGGCCGAAACGUUAAUGCAAUUAACCAUUAACCAGUACAAUUUGUACUGGUUAAUUGCAAUUAACGUUCGGCCAACACUGUUUUGACCAUUCGUACACUUCUGCGUGUCAUACAUUUUUACUUCGUAUUUAUGUUCGGUAUCAAACUGAAUUUUUAGAUUAUUAAAUUUAAAUUGAUAUCAGAAUUGAAAGUUUAAGGAAGUGUAAUGGGUAGGUACUGUUGUGAGGUUAAACCGUGCAAUUAUCGUAGUUAUUAGGACUAGGCAGUUUUGAAAUGUUAACAGUUAACAUUUUGAACGCACCAGUCUUAAGAAUAGAUCACUACUGAUUAUUUUAAAUAAAAAGCACGUUUAAUCGAUAUUUAUUGUCUAACGAGCAUAACCAUAUGCCUUCGCUGCUUGUGCAUUUAUAAUUCAAAUAAAUUGUGAUUCAUAGUA
Cydia strobilella is the source of this 4511-nucleotide messenger RNA. RefSeq names its product rab proteins geranylgeranyltransferase component A 1 (gene Rep). Gene Ontology annotation, biological process: small GTPase-mediated signal transduction; intracellular protein transport; vesicle-mediated transport. The transcript is spliced from 10 exons. Lineage: Eukaryota; Metazoa; Arthropoda; Insecta; Lepidoptera; Tortricidae. Gene Ontology annotation, molecular function: GDP-dissociation inhibitor activity. The record is from RefSeq and is a predicted model, not a curated record. The coding region runs from base 95 to 1660 and encodes 521 amino acids. Gene Ontology annotation, cellular component: nucleus; cytosol; cytoplasm.